AUGACGACACCCGAAAACAGUUCCAGUUUGAAGGGUCUUGAUGAGCAGAAAAAUCCUCAAAGUGAGGAUGUGUUACAGUCCCCCGGAUUUGCACCGUAUCGGCUGCGAUUAGCGCAGCCCACAGCAUCGCCUCAAACGGAGCAGAAUCUCGCAGGCUCACAUUCUUCGGCCAGGCGACAGCGAAAGCUACUGACUAGUUCAGCAACAAAGGCCGAUGCCAUUCAGUGUUUCGACAGAGGCUGCCAUGCCGAGUUUCACGAUGAGGAUGAGCUAAAGCGCCAUGUCCGAGAAGCGCAUCCAGAAAUGAAACACCAUUGUGAGAUGUGCUCAUGUAGUUUUAAACGUAAGCAACACCUGAAGCAGCACCUGAAUAUGCACAUGCCUACUCAUACGGAUGAGAAACCCUACAACUGUGGAGUCUGUGAUCAGUCUUUCGCGCGGGAUGAUGUACGAACUCGCCACAGAAAGAUUCACACUCGACAACAGAGUAUGCUGCAAACCAGUCCUACUGCUCUACAAGAUUCAGGCUUUCCAAUGCCGUCUGUUUCGCCUCAUGGUUUACCUUUCCUGGGCGCAAUGCCAGUAGAUGAUAUGGGGCUAGUCUUGAAUCCAAGUGAAGGCGGAGGAAUCUCUUCCUCGAUUGCUGCCCACCACCCCAAAAUCACACCCUUUAGUACAGUCCUCAGUACACCAGCAUUUGGAGCACACCCUUUCCAGGAUUCUGCCGCAUAUGCAGAAGAAGACGGCUCACUCUAG
Messenger RNA from Sycon ciliatum, 756 nucleotides. Its product is annotated as early growth response protein 1-like. Gene Ontology annotation, biological process: regulation of transcription by RNA polymerase II. The transcript has a single exon. Bases 1 to 756 code for a protein of 251 amino acids. Gene Ontology annotation, cellular component: chromosome. Gene Ontology annotation, molecular function: chromatin insulator sequence binding. NCBI's taxonomy places the organism in Eukaryota, Metazoa, Porifera, Calcarea, Leucosolenida, Sycettidae. The record is from RefSeq and is a predicted model, not a curated record.